AUGAACAAUUUGAAAGAUCUAAUUGCUGCUAAGAAACGGGCUUUAUCUUCUAUAGCUACUGAUAUUGUAAGUUUUAACGUUUUUCAAUGAUUGUGUAUAGUGUUAAUCUGUUUUACUUAUUUGCAUUAAGAGAUCGUGAUUUUUAUUUAAUAUUUUUGGUUCAGAAUGGUACAAAAGCGUUAAAGUUAGCAGAUUUAGCGAAAAAGAAGGAAGAAGAACGAUUGGCAGUCGAAUCUAAAAGGAAAAAGCUUGAAAACGAGGAAGUUGAAGUAUGUCUUACAUAUUUUGUUUGAUUUUUAGGUGAAACUAACAACUUUUUGAUUCAGCUUAUGAUUUACAGAAACAAAGAUUCUGUUAAACGAUCUUGUAUACAUUUUAAAUCUUUUAGAGCACAAGCAACUUCCCCGCAGCAAUAAACUUGGACGAUGAUGCAGAGGUUCCUCGUGUUGAUGUGAUAAAACGGCUUCGUGCUCGAGGAGAACCCAUAUUGUUGUUUGGAGAAACGUUUAGGGAAGCUCAAAAGCGUCUCAGGAAGUUGGAAAUUGAACAGCCCGAGCUUAAAGAAGGGUGGAAGAACGAGUUUCAAGCGGCUUUGGAUAAAGUUAACGAAGAGUUGGUGGAUGAAGUUAUAAAAGGAAAGUCUGACAAAUAUGAGAAAGGGAAGCACGAUGUUAACAUGCCAGACUCUCACGCAGAGUCUUGGGAUAAAAUUAGUGUAAGUUUCGGUUUGUUUAAGUUAUGUUAGCUAAGUUGUGUUAAAUUUUAGGUUUGUAGAUAACGUUUUCUGAAGUUAUAAAGAAGUUUAAAGGAUUUUGGGUGAACUUUAACUUAAAUUGUUAAAAAAGUUAAAACAUGACUAUUUUUAGUCCAUGGCCACGCUGCUUGACCGUGACAACGACACAAACCGGGAUUGCGAUAUUAUUCAUUCGUUCUUGGUGCAUAUUCUGAAAAAGUGGGGAAAUGAUCUCAAUAACCGAAAUGAAGAAGUAAAACGAUCUCCAGUGGGUAAAUUAGAGUCAGGUACGCAUAUUCAAACCAUGACUAAUUUGCGACCUUUAAUGGGACAGUUGAGGGCACAUCAAUGUCCAAAUGACAUCCGAGGACAUUUGUGCAAAAUCAUAAGGUUAUGUGUGUUGGACAGGGAUUUUGUGCAGGUAUGAGGUUGUUUUUGAUGUUUUAGGUAAUUUUAUUGAUUUUUACGUCAUUUUAUGUGUAAAGUUCUUUAAAAAGAGAAAUGGCAAAAACUUUUUUUUCCAAAGCAAUUUUUUUUCAAAUUUUUUGAAAUUUUUUAGUUUUUUUUAAUGUCUGCCAUGUUUAGGCCAACAACGCUUAUAUGGAGAUGGCGAUCGGAAAUGCACCAUGGCCAAUGGGAGUAACACGAUCCGGUAUCCAUCAACGGCCAGGGUCGGCCAAAGCCUAUGUCUCUAAUGUUGCUCAUGUUCUGAACGACGAAACUCAGCGAAAGUAUAUUCAUGGAGUGAAGAGAAUCAUCACAAAAUGUCAGGAUUACUAUGCUACUGACCCAUCAAAGUGUGUGGAAUACGUGAAAAGAGAAACUCUGCAGUUUUGA
Bursaphelenchus okinawaensis is the source of this 1570-nucleotide messenger RNA. Lineage: Eukaryota; Metazoa; Nematoda; Chromadorea; Rhabditida; Aphelenchoididae. The record is from the annotation of a GenBank genome assembly.